Molecule: messenger RNA, 3563 nt
Organism: Ilyonectria robusta
Lineage: Eukaryota; Fungi; Ascomycota; Sordariomycetes; Hypocreales; Nectriaceae
Exons: 1
Coding region: 217-3456 (1079 amino acids)
Source: RefSeq, a predicted model, not a curated record
UUGUAACACGAACCGCGAGCCUUGCACAACGCCACCGGAUUUACGACCAAACAGAUUGGACGUCGAAAUGCACAUUCGCAAUCAGCUGAACUCGAUCAAAAGCAAUGUUUCGGCAGACGCAGUAUACCCCGCAACCUCCCUCGCUCGCCGUCCCCAGCUUGCCAUCAUCACCAUCGCCUCGUUGCUGCUGCGUGCCAGCGCCGCCCGCCAGCCAUCAUGAACGCGUCUAUGGCGAAUGUGAUUUGCAAUGCCAUGGACGCGCUGGAGCAGCACAGCAAACCCUUGACCACCAAGGACAUUCAGCACCUGCAGGCCAAGGGCGUCAUCCGCGACGUCACCAUCUACCAUGAAGGCGGGACGUCGAUUGAGCAGAUGGCCAAGGACAUGGUUCAGAGCGCCAGACCGGCAUUGCGCAGUCGAGCCCGCAACACGAAGCUGUGCGUCAUCGAAACCACCAUCAAGCGAUACCGGGCCAUGGUCAAGGACAAGAGCAAGCUGUCGGGGCCCCGGGACCACACCCAGCCGCAGCUCUCUCUCCUCGCCGCGCUGGACGCCCGCUUCAAGGUGUCGCCCGAUAUCAAGUACCUCGACGAAUGGCUGGAAUACCUCCCGGAGGCCUUCAAAACCACCCGCGGCCGCGUCUGGCGCGCCGCCAUCCGCAAGCAUUGGAGCAGAUGCUUGGAAGAGCGCGCCCUGCUGACGCUGCGAGCCGACGAAGUGGACGAGUCCAUCGCGCAGACGGAAAUGUGCAUCGAGCUAUGCGACCCGGGACGUCCACGCGCGAUGGCUCACCAGAACCACGCGCGCCUGCUCGACUGGAGAUACAGCCUCAGCAACAAUAUCGACGACCUCGCCGAGUCGAGCCAUACGCUGAUGCACGCGGCCGACGACAUCGAGGAGCGGGACGACCUGACGUCAUGGGUCAUACUCCAGGACAACCGCAUCAUCACGCUGGGCCGGACGUGGGAGGCCAUCCGCAACCAGCAGUCGCUCGUUGAGGCCAUCGCCAUGAAUGACCUGAUUCUGGCCAAAGCGGCCAAGCUCACCGCCCACGGCCUCAUGCCCAAGGUGCACUUGCACGGCGGCAUCGUACGCAAGAACUUGACGUACGCCCGUCGGGACCCGGCGGCUGUCGAUGAGGCCAUCAAGCUCUUCCACGGAGUGCUGGACUAUUCCGCGAAGACCAAGGCGGAACAAGAGCGACAGCACAAGGAAUAUUGCAACGGAAAACACCUGGGAAAAUGCUAUGGACAAUCCAAGAUACCUGACCCAGUAGGACCGGUUAAGCCUCCAGGACCCAGCAAGCAUUUCUGCGAGACGGAAUCCAUCGCCAGAAAGGAACUCGCAUGCAGCUACAUGCACAAGUUCCUCUUCGCCAGCGGAGCCAAAGCGGACGCCGACAACGCCAUCAAGUUCGCCACAAUGCCACAGCACCGAUCCUACACGAACGACGCUGCCUUGCAUCUCGUCAUGAGGUACAGCCACUUCGGCAAGAUCAAGGACCUCCAAGACGCCACGCUGAUGGCCAUCAAAGGCCUCCGCCGCACCAAGCCCCGGAGCGAGGACUUUGGACGGUACUUGUGGUUCAUCGCCAACCUGCUUCUGGAGGGAUACUGGGGCCGGCAGCGGACGCCGUCGUACUGGAUGCUGGUGCGCCAGCGACGAGUCCGCAGGGCCAGGAUCAAGCCGGCGACUGUCGGGGCGACGCCCAGAUAUCGCUACCAGUCUGCGCCGAGGCGUCAGGUGCGCCGGCUGGCAAAGAACAUCUCAUGGCAGUCGAAGCGGUGCGCGACCACGGCGCUGUUCCUCUGCAAGACGGUAGCCACGCUGCCAACUGUGUACCUCGUCAAGAUGCUUGCCACCGUCACGGCCGCCCGCAUCUUCAGCUCGGCCGGGGCGUGGGAGCGAGCCGCGGCGCAGUUCUCCCAAGCGUUUGUCUACCUGCGAUACCUCGACGUGCAGUACCUGGACUGGUCCGACAGACAGUUCUUCAUCGACCUGGUCCACGUCGGCUCCGGCACCGCGGCGUGCGCGAUGCUCGGCGCCGGGCAGGAUCCCAUCCAGGCGCUGAGGGUGCUGGACACGGGGCGGGAUAUCGUCGUCAAGUCGAUCUUCGGCACGAAGCCGAACGUAUACACGACGAAGCUCGAGAAGCACAGCGUCAACCUGUUCCGAGAGUACGCGAGUGUGCAGACGCAGACAAUAACGAGGCCCGUGGUCAAUAAGCUACUGAAAGACGGCGCAGACAAACCAUCGCCACCACCACAGCUGCACGAAUUGCUGGACCAAAGGCGUGCGCUGCAUCAACGCAUCCGCGCCAUCCCCGGCUUCGAAACCUUCCACCGCCAGCUGAGCGACGCCGAUUUCUGCGCGGCCGCCGAGCACGGCCCGAUUGUCUGCUUCGCGCUCAGCCGAGCCGGCGGGUUCUUCAUCGUCAUCACCAAGGCCGGGCUCCGGAGCGGCAAGAUGGCCGGACUGACCGAGGACAUGAUGAAGCGGGACGUGUGGAAGCUUGCCAAGCGGAAGGGCACCGACAGGCCGAGCACCAAGGAGCGGGAGCCACGGCUGCAGCUGAUGCUGAGGGCUCUGGGAGAGUGUUUGGCUCACGCCUUCAACGGGGAGUACUGGCGGGAGCGAGACGGACGCAAGGAAUUGCCUCGUGUAUGGUGGCACAUGUCCGGCGCCACCGACCUGCUGCCGCUCCAUGCAGCUGGACCGCUGUCGUUCACCCGCGAUGUCAAUCCCACCGGCGGCGCGGUAGUGGCCAAGGAUGCUCCCAAGAUGAAGCGCGUCAUCAGUCUGGCCGUGUCGUCCUAUCUUCCCUCCAUCGAGCACCUCAUCGCAGCUCGCCGCAACCGCCGCCAGAACGAUCUCCCCCCCAAGGAGUUCCGCCGGGUGCUGUUGGUUCUCAUGCCAUGGACUACUGGAUACCCCGACCUCGACGUGCUCGGCCACGCCGACGCCCUCAGGGCGAUUCUGAAGGAGGCAAACUGGCCCCCGCCGAUUGUUCUGAUCACCCCAUCCCCUGAGGAAGUCGUGAGUAUGCUCCCCCAUGCUCACUUUGUCAUCUUCGCCUGCCAUGCCGUCGCCGACCCCAUCGACCCAUCGCGCCACUGUCUGCUUCUGUGUCCCGGCCCUCAAUGCACGCCGCAGAAGCUCACCAUGAAUGAUCUCCAGGAUCUCGAGCUGAGCGAUUCUCGUCUCGCGUGCAUCCUUGGGAGCGACUCCGCCAACAUCGGUGCUGGCUUACAGAUUGCCGGGUUUCAAGAGGUAGUGGCGACGAUGUAUCCCGUCAAAGAAGCCCUUGCCCAUCGCGUGUGCGAGCGGUUCUUCCGAAAGAUCGUCGAGGCGGACGAUUUGGCGUCAUACUCUGGGUUAUUUCGGUCGGUGGUUUCGAAAAUGAGAAAUGAGACGGGUCUUUCGGGCUGGAGUUCUUUUAUCCACUUGGGAAUUUAGGAUGGGAUUGGAAUGAGGAUGGAUAAAGUGCGCAGGAAUGGGUUUCGACGCUAACGCCUUAUGACAAUCAAGUGUGCUUAAUAAAUUCGUCGUCUUAGCGGCUUGAA